AUGGCUGAAAAGGAUUUCAUGGCACUAAAAGCUCAUUUUCAUGAUGCCUAUGUCACUUCAAAACCGAUGAAAGAGUGGCAUAACAUAGAUUUUUAUGUCUGCAAGUUACUGGAAAAUAAUCCAGAGUUAUCGAAAAAUGAUUGUUUCGCAGUUUGUUGUCAGAGUUUGGGUUCAUUAUCAAAUCAGCGUAAACAUAACAAUGAGAAGAUUGUAGCUAACAACGCUGAAAUUCAACAGAAAAAAACUAUCCAACAUCAACAAACUACUGUUUCUGCUAUUAACUUAGUCACCAAAGAAAUUGAUGAACUAGCAUCACAUAAACAUCAACGAGAGCCUUCGAAUAGGAUGUUAUUCAGAGAAACAAAGAAGAUCUGUUACAUUGAAUCCUCAAAUUUAGAUUUAGAGAAUGUAGAAGAAUCUAAGAAAUCUAUCAAGAAUAAAAAUGUAAGAUUACAACAAUAUGUUUGCAAUAAUUUUAUUUCUUGUAAAACCAUACUAUGUUCAACAGUUCAUUCAGCUACAAGCACUUCAUUUGUAACAUCUAAUAUAAUUUAUUUAGCUACAAGCAUUUUAAUUAUGACAUCUAAUAAACCCAUUAUUACAAAAGCAACAUAUAAUGAAUAUUCUGCAUACAUAAUAUGUGCUUUUAAUACAAUGAUACAUCUUGUUAAGGAAACUGUUGAAAAACUGGUGUAUGAAAAAGUUAGAAAUAUGCUUCAAAUGGGAAACAAAUUGGUUAUGAAUGAUUUGAUAAUCAAAAAGCUCAAAAACAUAUUUCAAGCAAGUUAUUCUGAAAUCAAAUCUAAAAUAAUUUUAGAGAUGAAUAUCGAAGAUAAUCAAACAAUGAAAGAGAGUAGAUUUAUAUUCUUUAUUCAAUAUGCAUUACUAGACUUUGUUUUUAUGUUUAGAUAUUUAAUGCCAAAAGUUUUAGACCAUGAUAUGCUUAAAUGA
This is a messenger RNA of Cetraspora pellucida, 951 nucleotides long. NCBI's taxonomy places the organism in Eukaryota, Fungi, Glomeromycota, Glomeromycetes, Diversisporales, Gigasporaceae. The record is from the annotation of a GenBank genome assembly.